Penaeus vannamei (Pacific white shrimp) is the source of this 3411-nucleotide messenger RNA. The record is from RefSeq and is a predicted model, not a curated record. Lineage: Eukaryota; Metazoa; Arthropoda; Malacostraca; Decapoda; Penaeidae.
UGCUCCUCGUUCGGGGGCGAGCUCGCCACGCCCAUGAACGCCGACGAGCAGGAAACGCUGUUCAGGCUAUCUUCCGUGAACGCAGACAUCUGCGCCGCCGACGGAGGCGCGCUCAUGUGGCUGGGGAUCCAGGACGAGAACGAGGAGAAGAUCUGGCGCUACUACAACUCCCACGAGGAGGUGCAGUUCCUGCUGUGGGCGCAAGGGCAGCCCAGCGGCGGGGAGCUCGAGAACUGCGCGGUGAUGAAGGGCGGCACCUUCAGCGGCACGUGGGCGGACAACGGCUGCCACAAGUCCUUCAAGUUCUGCCCCGUGUGCCGCGUGCGCAUCCCCGUGUUCCUGCGGCUGCGCGGCAUCUGCGACAGCAACCUGUACGACGACCGCUUCAUCCUGGCCGGCCUGCGGAACCAGAAGCCCUACUUCCGCGGCUACUACCGCUCCCACGUGUUCCACGACGGCCUCGGCUGGAGGCUCGAGAACAUCCUGGAGAACAACACGUUCGCCGUCAUGGAGGAGUCGGGCUCCGUCGACUACCCCAUCGGCAGGAACAACUGGAGGUUCUCCCACGGGUUCUGCGGCCGGAAGUCCGGGGAGCUGAUCUCGAUGGCGCUCACGCAGUGCCAGAAUAACGUGAAAUUCACCUGCAACGACGGCAACUGCAUCGACAUCGACCAAGUGUGCGACCGACGGCCUCAGUGCAACGAUAACUCAGACGAACUUGACUGCAGCAUUGUGCUGAAACCAGAAGGAUACCAGCCGGAGCUGCCGCCGCCCUCCCUCAACAACAGCGGACCGCUGCCGGUGUUCCUCAACCUCACCCUGGAGUCCUUCAAGUCUGUCGAGCCCAUUCGCAACCACUUCACGGUGGACGUCGUCGUCAAGAUGAUCUGGAAGGACAUCCGCCUGCACUUCAAGAACCUCAGGGAAGACAGGCAGCUGAACAUCGUCCUACCUGAAGACGCGAAGGAAAUCUGGGUUCCUGUGGUGGACUUCCUCAACGCAGAAGGCAACCAGAACUCAGAGGUUGAUCUUCACUCCAAAGUCACCAUAAAACGACUUGGGGGGAAAGUGGAAGACAACGUCGAAUUAUCCAAAGAAGCCUCCAUCUACAACGGGUACGAGAAUUACCUCCGCAUCUCGAGGAAGUACACCAUCACCUUUUCCUGCAACUUCAACUUCUUCUACUACCCGUUCAAUACAAAUUACUGCAGCAUGAUCUUCCAAGUGAAGCGCAACACGGACGCGUACGUAGCGCUGCUCAAGUACGGGGACGGCAUCAAUUACGACCACAACGACAGACUGUCCGAGUACGACAUCGGGCGCAUCUUGGUGAAGAAGCUGUCGACGCGCGAGCCGUACUCGGGCCUGGAGGUCGUGAUCCAGAUGAAGCACCUGUACGCGUCCCAGAUCCUCACCAUCUUCAUCCCGUCGACGAUCAUCAACCUGAUCACGUACACGACCUUCUUCUUCAAGUGGUACGACUUCACCAACCGCGUCAUGGUGUCCCUGACGUCGCUGCUCGUGCUGAUGACCCUCUUCUCGCAGGUGGCGGACACGCUGCCCAAGACGUCCUACUUCAAGCUCGUCGACAUCUGGUUCUUCGUCUCGAUCCUCUACACCUUCAUCAUCAUCCUCGUCCACACCAUCGUCGAGUCCUUCCACAAGUACGACAUGGAGAUCAAGGAGGAGGAGGAACGUCGAAGGGAAGUGGAGAAGAAGAUGCUGGGCGUGGCGCCGCCUCGCUCGGCCUUCUCCGAGAUCGCGAGCACAGCGAGCUACUUCUCGGACGACUCGGACUUCAGCGACAGCGACUACGACACCGAGAGCGACGACGACCCGAGCGGGACGACUCUCUCCCACAACUACGUCCCCGUCCUGAUCGACAAGUGGGGGAACCUCAUCACGACGGCCAUCUACAUCGUCCUGAACGUCAUCUUCUGGGCCAUGGCCUUCACGGAGAAGAUUCAGGAGAACAUCAAAGAUUACGAGUAUGAAAUGAUGCUGCAGAAGCAACCCGUCCAGGAGGUGCGAGGCUAUCCUUAAAAAUGAAGUUUCACUAUGAUUUUAAAAUUUGCCGAAGUAGAAUGCUCUACAGGAUUCCAUCGCAUCUUCAUCGAAACAGUUCAAAUACAAAAUUCUAUGAAGAAAUACGUCUUAAAGACAUUUUUCUUUUUUUGCUUUUAUAUGCACUAUAGGAGGAUGUUUAGUAGCACUCUGUCUAUUUGCCGACAUCAACUAUCUUCGCAUCAAAACAAAAUGCUCUAAUUGGUUUCACCGCCUUACACUGUCGACCAUACAAAGCCAAUAUAGCUAAAUUAUGAGAGAAAUUCAAUGUGACUCACUGAGAAUUACAUAAUCUUAAACCAGACGAUUGGAUAUAAAUCUGAAGAUGCUAACAUCAAAUGCAUUUCGUUCAGAUUACAAUAUUUUCUUAGGGUACAUAUGCUUGAGGGAAAGAGGCUCAAUAAUAGAAUGGUAGAAGGGUCAGGGAAGGUAAAACUUGUCUUGCCGCGGGCGCCGCCGUCCCACGCUCCGCCGCCUGCACACACACACAUACAUUGUGUGCCUGUGUCUCGACAUACAGAAGCAUAUUUAUUAUGAAAACGGACGAGGUUCGGCAUAUCGGAGACGAAACAUUGAACUAUAAAAGUAUAUCACGAAAAUAUUAUCUACAACACUGUUUCUUUAAAGCAAUUCCCUCCAGCUUUAAUAUGGCAUCUAUUGUCGAGGCGCAGCUGACAAAAUAGUAAAUGAAAAGUGUUCCUGAAGAAAAGUUCACAGACGGCUCCAGGCCAUCAGGGAGAAACCGGAUAACAAUGCUACGGUUGGAGAGGAUCAUUUUAAAGGGACAGUGUACUGCUUAGGCUACAAUCUGACAUAUUUUCUAUUUACGAACUUUUUUUUCUCUUUUUUUUUUGUUUCGUCUUUUGUCUUACUGUCGGAGGCCCUAUUUGUGUAUGUGUAAUUUUGCAUGAAAUUAAGGUAUACCCAUAUGCACCAUGUAUUGCUGCGGAAUUACAGAGAGGAGUUAUUAUGCGAGAUACAAACAAACUUUAAAAUCUAUGCUUGACUUCUUGUUAAUACUGCAACGUGAUUAAUAUUACUACUGGGAAAUAUAUGUAUCAAGUACAUACACAUUUUAGAUUUAGAUUAAAGAAAAUAUCAACAUAAUGCUGCAGUGCUCACUCUCGUCAGACAAUUACAAGAUGCUAGUCGUAUAGUAUACCACAAUAGACAAGUAAAUAUUAUCUGUGUACACUUAUGUCUGAUUAGAGAAAACACAUUAUGUCGUCUGUGUAAAUGAAUUCACCCUCAACACGUAUGUUAACUUUGCAUCAUUGCUUGGUAAACCCCGUUUCAAGUUUUUGCCUAACAAUGUCCAUUGUGUGCGUGUGUACAUAUACACACACG